This is a messenger RNA of Lactuca saligna, 1048 nucleotides long. The record is from the annotation of a GenBank genome assembly. NCBI's taxonomy places the organism in Eukaryota, Viridiplantae, Streptophyta, Magnoliopsida, Asterales, Asteraceae.
CUUUUAUGAGUGAUAUGUUUUAAGAUUUCUUUUUUACCCUAUAUAUUAAAAAGCGCACGCACUCAGAAAAUACGUUGACAAUUAAUUCGAAAAUCAAAUGGAAUUUCAGAAACCAAUAGUUACGGCAUUUUUGUUAUUAAGCCUAGUCAUUAGAGUCUUUGCUGAUUGCAGUUGUGAAGACGAAGAAAUCCACGGCAACAAAAGCGAAACCCUUAAGUACAAAUUAAUCGCACUUGCUUCCAUAUUGAUUGCGGGCGGAAUCGGCGUAUCUCUACCUUUCGCUGGCAAAAUCUUUCCGGCCUUACGCCAAGAAAAAGAUGGUUUCUUCCUAAUAAAAUCAUUCGCUGCGGGCGUGAUGCUGGCUACAGGUUUUAUCCAUAUACUUCCAGACGCGUUCGAGAGCCUGAUGUCUCCAUGUUUGAAAGAACAGGUUUGGGGGGAUUUUCCUUUAUCUGGGUUUGUGGCUAUGAUUGCAACCAUUGUGACGUUGAUGUUUGAGAGCUGGUCAGUGGCAUGCCAUCCUAAGAAUCAGACGGUAGCAGUUGAAGGGGUUGACGAUGAAGAAAAUAACGUUGGGGUUGUGACUGUUCACAUGCAUACAACCCAUCACCAUUCUCACGCCAAUGAUAAUUCCCAAGUUUAUCGAUAUCGGAUUAUUUCCCAGGUGCUGGAAUUAGGAAUUGUCGCUCAUUCAAUAAUUAUAGGAUUAUCGUUAGGUGCUUCCAAAAGUCCGGAAACCAUAAAACCACUUAUUGUUGCUUUGUCCUUCCACCAAUUUUUCGAAGGAUUAGGCCUCGGUGGAUGCAUCUUUCAGGCAAAAAUCAAGUCACUGGCGAUUAUAUCAAUGGGAGCGUUUUUCACCCUUACGACUCCAGGCGUGCUAAAUGCUGCAUCUGCUGGAAUGUUAAUAUAUAUGGCUCUUGUCAACCUACUUUCUCCGGAUUUCAAUAAUCCCAGGAUGCAAAACAAGAAGAUGCUUCUACUUGGUUCAAAUGUUUUUCUUCUUCUUGGUGCCGGCUUGAUGUCUCUCCUAGCCAAAUGGGCUUGA